GGAAAAAUGGAUAUUUCUUGCAGUCGGAUAUCAUUACCGGAGCGAUGGAAUAAUUGUAUCUGAUACAUCUGAGUCUAAAAAAUCCUUUUCGAAGGUCAUGGUCACGUGAUAUAAAAGAUGUAAACAAAGCAGCUUUCGGAGGCGGCUUCCAGGCUCUUAACAUGAAGUUAACAGUACAUACAGAAACUUCACACCACGAGAUACCACUUCUAGGAAAUUUUUGUUUAUUCCUUCUUUAUUUUCACCUCUCUCUCUCUCUCUCUGUGUCUUUCAAGUGGAGUGACGAGCUCCGCCUCCUCGCCCCGUGAUUGGCUGAGGCGACGGCCGCGCGGUGAAGAUAACAACAGCUGUGUUUACAAAUACAACUCGUCUGUUGCCAUUCUGCGACGCCAAUUCACGGCACUUGGAAAACACUUUUAUAGUAUCAUGUUUGCGUCGUAUCAGGAAAGAAAGGGUUCUAGGAUGAUGUGGGUUUUGGGCGUGUUGUUUUGCCACCUAAUAGCGGUGAGAGCAGGCUGUGAUAUUGAUAAAUCCGUCAGCAACCAGACCGAGAGGGACCUUCAGAACAAUUUGCUUCAGAAACUCAAGCCGAUUUUUGGCGUGAGUGCCAAAGAACUUACAGACGUGAAUGGAAAUAAAUAUGAGUUCACAGUGUGCGAGGGUGUCAGUGGGCAGCCACCUGAUGUGGGAAUGGUUAUGACGAAAUCUGGUAACAAGCCAGUUGUGCUCGGAAAGAACAGCAGGGCCCUAGUCUCAAGUCAAGAUAACUGGCUGAUGCUUACCUUGCUUGGUGGCGAAAACUACACCAGCUCUUGCAACAAAGAAGAGCGGAAAGCACACAUCAUGUUUGUGUGUGAUCGCCAACAAGCUGAGUUGGAAAUCCACACUGUUGAGAUGCUGAACAUCAGUUCUUCAUGCUACCUGCUGUUUGUUGCUAGACACAAAAGCAUCUGUGCCCCUACACCUGAAUCUGGCCUUAGUGGAGGAUCAAUCUUUCUCAUUAUAGUUCUGGUGACAUUCUGUGCCUAUUUCACCUUUGGUUUCUUCUACCUUCGGUUAGUGCGUGGUGCAAAGGGUAUUGAACAAAUUCCCAACCGUGAAUUCUGGUUUACAGUUGGCAACAAACUGGCUGAUGGUUGUGGCGCUGUGUGUCGAUGUGACCAGUACUGUGGUGCUGGAAGACCCCCAAGCUCCUAUGAUGGGUAUUCACCCAUUGAGGAACGCUUGGCACAGGAUCUUCAGAAUACAGACAGAGACUCCGCUCUCCUUAGUCCUUAGAAAAAUACUAUCUCAUUAUUGUGUUUCAGAGGUAUUAGUUAGAAUUCCUCAUUUGAAGGAUUGAAAAUUGUUAUUUUCCAUUCAGGAUGUUGGCACAGAAUUAUAGCAAUAUGAUAUAUGAAUAAUGUCAGAUAUAUUGUGCAUAUAAAAAGUGAAAAGCACCACAUAGUCUUUCGAUUGCAUAGACAUAAUCUCCCCUCAUCUCUGACCUCAUAAAUACCUGCUGACUGGGAAAUAAGGAACAAAGCUGAUGUUAUCCAUGGAGAAUGAGCUCUAAAGAAUAGAUUUCCUGUAGUGCACAAGGCUGAAAGGAGGAGCUAAAUAUUAGGGAGAUCAAUGCAAGGAAGAAAAUGCAUUUGUAUAAAAUUACAAGCUAACUAUAAAUUUGCGUAAGACAAAAAAAAUGAGAGACAAAGGCCUUAAUGUGUCAAAACAAAAAUAGAACAGUUCAUGGAAGCAAGAUAUGCAAAUUGAAAAUACAUAUAUGUAAAGGAAAAUAUACAUACAGCUGGUCCUUAAUAAGACAGAUACAUUAUAACUCUUUAGAAGUAAUGAAAAUAAGUAUAGAUCCUAUGUGUGUAUGUAUAUAAUACAUCUGUGUUAUCUCAAACUACACAGUGAUGAUUGUUUUGAAGAAUAAAACUAAAAUAGGGUUUAAAUCUCACACAAAAUUAUUUUUUACAAAAAAUACACAAAUAUGUGCAUGGUAUGUGCUGUAACAUAAAGCUGAUGAUCACGAUGAUGGAGCCACAAAUAAUGGUGCUGUCCACCAUUUAUGAAAGGAUGAAAAGAGAAUAUCCCCAUUCAGUGCUAUGUAUACCAAUAUUAAACAUUAGUAUAUUUUUUAGAACUUUUAGUGUUGUUGUUUGUACUUUUACAGUUAUUUGUUAAUUUCUUCUACACUUGAUUUUUUGUGUCUAGAUUUUAAUAUGUAAUUAGGCCAAGCCUGAGGAUAAUUAGAUUGGCAAAUUAUUAAGUUCAUGAAUGUAAAGGACCAACUGUCUAUGCAAAAUCAUACCUCAUUUUCAUUAACAGAAAAAGUUGAAAGAGAAGCGAUGUAAUAAAACAGGCCUUUACUAUGAAUAGGGAAUAGACUAUGCAACCUUUGGUGCCUCCAGAAUAUGACAUACAUAAGGAACAAGAGUAAACAUCUGAUAUUUUAUGCAUCUAUGAAUGUCUUCAAGAUGUUUGUGUGGAAAUAAUAUUUCUCCUACUUAAUAUACCCAUAUUAACAUGAAGAAUGAUAACUGAUCCUGUCAGAACAUCAGACAGUAGCAGUAGAAAGGUAUGAGGUUGGUGCAUGAGAAAGGAUGGUGGAAAAAUGAUAGAAAAACAGUAUGUCAUAAAAUAAAUGAUUUAGCGUGCCAGCAAAAGACAGGCAGCACAGUAGGGGAUAGGAAUAUGAUAGAAUAUCAGAUUCAUCAGAAAUGAAAACUUGACCUACAUAGAAGAGAUAUCCAAGGAAACAAAGAAGAAAUGGGAAAAGGGAGGAAGAAACUGGAAGAUCAAGAUAAAGGAACAAAGAAUAGAAAACCAGAUAUGUUUGCACAAGACACCAAAAAGUGCAACUGAAAUUAUGGAAAAAGUAAGCAGACAAACAGGAUAAAUGUGGUACUACAAAUAACUUAACAGAAAAGGAUGAAGAGCUGGAUUGAAACAGCUGUCUGCCAAAAUAUUGAGCUAUUAGCUACCUAAGUGAAUGACAUAGAGUUAGGAGUAUCUUUGGAAAUGAUUCUAGCAUCAGAAGAAUGCAAUACUUCCAGAACUAUUAUUUUCAAUCAAGAAAUGACAUUUGUAAAUAGCUAAACUAUAAAAAUGAAAAAGAUUAUACAUAACGGAUGGUAAGAUACAGAGACUUGAAGGGCAAACAGCUGAUUAAUUAUAUUGCACAUUGUGAAACAAAAUUUGUUUAUCUGUUAAGUAAUAUCACUCCUUGCUUUCACAUGGUUAGCAAGCACUGGGAGGACAGAGAAGUGGGGGACCUGAAAAGCAGUGUGGUGUUUAUCUCUUUUUAUCUUUUUGUCUUAAUGAUAUAUUAUUUGCUUGUGAUUUUUACCAAUCUUAUUGCUAAAAUAGGUGUGCCAACAUCCUGAAGAGCAACAAAUAUGGUCAUGGGGAAAGAUUUAUGAGUCACUAUUUGGGAUUGACCAGUAUUGACCAGUUAUAUAAGGCUGCAUAACAAAAUUAUGUCAAAGAUCUACUUUCAAUAGUUUUCAGUAGCUUAUGAUUGAUAAUGUGCCUCGAUUUUUGCCAGUUUUAUUGAUGUAUUUAUCACUUUUUGAAGGCUUAAUUGUUAGCCAAAAUAUUUAUGUCUGCACUUGGAUCAUGUCUUUCAUGAGAGUUAGUCCAGAAUAUAUUACCUUGCAUUAUCCCUCCUUGUGCUUUACAUGUCUAUUUAUUGAAUUAGACAAUGAAGUGAGAUGUUUUGGGCAACAAUCCUUUUCCCAUGAAAUGGAAUUGCACUGAUGGGUCAGCAGACUGGUAUGGAAACCUUUUGUUUGUGUGCCACAUCAAAGGCUUUGUAAAAUUUAGGGUACUAUGGGAGAUGAUUUUGCGUCCACUCCAUUGUCCUCCUCCCUCUUUUUCAAUUCCAAACUCAGUCAUCUGAUACAUACACUUUAGUGAGUAGGAUUUAUGAGUUGGAUUUUCUCUGUCUCAGUUUGAUAUAACUUAAGAUUAUUUAGGUCUGAUGUAUGAGAAAGUUUAAUGCUGUUGUGCAUAAUGAAUAAGAUGUCUUGUAAAAGGGUUAAGACAGGUGCAGAUAGAAUGAAACACAUUUUUAGUAGCAAGUGAAAUUGCACAAAUAAAUUGUAAAUUGUGUUAAUUUAGGGACUGAAAACAUAUUAGAUAAGAAAUUAAAGUAAUGACUUGCCUAAUAUGGUUGCUAAAAUAAAAUCACUUGAUAAUUCUUUUUCUGAAUAAUUGACAGUCUCUUAAAAGCACUUUUUGUCGGUGCUAAUAAAAAGCAAAGGUAUUUGCAUUUUUAGAUUAAAUUUUCAAUCUAAAUAAGUGUAUAUACAUGAGGCAGGAAGUCUAGGCAUAAUAAUGAUGUCCGGACUCCAUUAAACACCACUUGAUUAACAAGAUUUGGAGAGAGAAGCAGAUAUUGAAGUGAAUAUACUGUAGACUAGUAAUGUUCUUUUUACUGAUUUUUAAUUAUUAUUAUUAUUAUUUUUUUAUUAGGCUUCAACAUAUUUUUGAGUACUGAUAUGAAAUUUAGAUUUUCUCUGGACAUUAAUAGCCUUAUUAUAUUGUUCAGAUAAUAAGUUUGGAUCACAAUAAAACUGAUGGAGUUAGUGAGGAAUAUUGUUACAUAUUUUGGAUAUGAACAAGCAAAAAGUCUGGUUGGUGAAUCUGUGAUGUUCUAGCGAGGGUAAUAGCUUUAAUGACAAAAAAAAAAUAGUUUUAUAUUUCAAUGUUUUCAAGUGUUGUUAUAGGCUUUCCGGAUUUUUUCAUAUAAAUUAUGUGUGGUAAUAUUUUAACAGAGAAAUGAAUGUAUUUUGUGUUAUAUCACAGUUAGAAAUUUUAGAUGAAGUUAGAUGUCACUGCGACUGCUUAUUUUUUUGCACUUGUGUGUGAAGAUAUUAAUUACUAGGAUGUGAACCUUGUUGAUUAUAUAGACUUCUGUAACAACAGACAGCUAUGUUUUUUUUAGGCAUUUGUUUUAUUGUUAUUCUUGCUCCCAGUAACCAUCCAUACAUGUGCCUUUAUUGAUGCAUUGAACAGGGAUAUGGUUAGUGUCGAUGUUCAAACUCUAUGUGUGAAAAAAUACUUUUAUGCCUUUUCUGAUGGUGCCUGGCUUGAAAGACCUUCCUGAUUUUUCACCAUGUUUAAAUCUUCUAAACGUAGAUCAUGCUUGAAAUCAGGAAUAUAUCAUGGAUAAAGGAAAAGAAAAUUCACUUUGAUUAGAUUGAGUGUAGAGAGAUUUAAGCAAACGAAAGAAAGGAAGCUAUUUAAUAUUAAUUAUAAACUUCAAAAGGAUGAAAAAAUUAAGAACUUCAUGUGCUCAUAGGAUAGGAAAAAUGCAUUGAUUGUUAGUUUAUUUCCUUUUUUAUAUUCCACCUCAGAUCAUUCAAAUUUGGAUAUGUGGCAUAUGGAUAAUUGAAACUUUUUUUAUUUUUUUUUAUUUUUAUGGUUUCACUCAGUGUGCACAUUUUCCUAGGAACGAUGAUAUCUGUAUUUCAUCCUUUUGAGGUUCAGAACGAAUAUCUCAACUCUUGUUUCAGGAAAGAAAACAGGUUGCUAUGUUGGAUUAUAUUCAUAUUUCAUUUGUUUUCCUCUUGUUUUGUGUUCAUUCAUGGUAGUUUUACUAUCAUCUGUAAGUUCUCAAUGAAGUUAAGUAUAUUGGU
Molecule: messenger RNA, 5627 nt
Organism: Penaeus indicus
Lineage: Eukaryota; Metazoa; Arthropoda; Malacostraca; Decapoda; Penaeidae
Product: cation-dependent mannose-6-phosphate receptor-like
Exons: 6
Coding region: 427-1278 (283 amino acids)
Biological process (GO): protein targeting to lysosome
Cellular component (GO): Golgi apparatus; endosome; trans-Golgi network
Molecular function (GO): protein domain specific binding
Source: RefSeq, a predicted model, not a curated record